Molecule: messenger RNA, 1370 nt
Organism: Aplosporella prunicola CBS 121167
Lineage: Eukaryota; Fungi; Ascomycota; Dothideomycetes; Botryosphaeriales; Aplosporellaceae
Exons: 3
Coding region: 116-1138 (340 amino acids)
Cellular component (GO): dehydrodolichyl diphosphate synthase complex; endoplasmic reticulum membrane
Molecular function (GO): ditrans,polycis-polyprenyl diphosphate synthase [(2E,6E)-farnesyl diphosphate specific] activity
Source: RefSeq, a predicted model, not a curated record
CGCCUCUGCGCUGACGUCUCCCCCAACAACUCUCCCAGUGUACAUACCCGUCGUGCCGCAAUGAUUUAGCCCGUCCCCUUCUCUACCCUCGUUUUUAUUCCCCAUUCUCCUCACCAUGGUCGGCCUGCGCGAAUCCACCGCCCUGCAUGCAGGCACUCGUCCUGACGGCCGCCCAUUGUCGGCCGGCGAGCGCGAGUCGCUCCUCAAGCCAUACCUUCCCUCCGAUGAUGACUCCGAUGAAACCGUGGACCCCGCCCUCUCCCAGAAAGUGCCGCUGAAAAAGACCCGACGUGGCUUUGUGCGCACUCAGCUCCACGUGUUCCUCUACACCAUCAUCCAAUUCGCCUUUUCCGUCUACCUCCGCAUACGUACUACCUACCAUGCUGUCGCCGACAAGAUCUUCGCAAUCUUGUAUUACCACCACCGCUCGCCCCAACUCAUUCGCAAAGACGUCAAGGACUUGGACAGGCUGCCCCAACACUUGAGCAUCAUCCUUGACUUCAACGACGACGAACAGCGAGGCGCAGGGCUCGAGGGCUUGAUCAAUGAUAUCAGCGAGGUGGCUGCCUGGUGUGCCAGCGCUGGUAUCCCGGCACUGAGCGUCUACGAGAAGACAGGUAUCCUGAAAUCGUAUAUCCCCCAAACCCAUCGCAAGAUCUCCCGGACUCUCGAGUCCUAUUUUGGCACCGUUCGCAAGCCUACGCUUUCCCUGCGCGCACCGCACCUGCCGUCCUUCAGCCCGCCUGUUACGCCGCCCCAAGAACCUGCCGACAGCCGCCCCGGCAGCAGCCAGAGCAACCCGCCGCCGCAUCUCACCAUUCUCCUCCUCUCCGCCGACGAUGGCCGUAGCACGCUGGUGGACCUGACCAAGACGCUGGCCGAAAUGGCGCAGAAGGGGAAGGUGGCACCGGCGGACAUUAGCGCAGAGCUGGUCGAUGCGGAAAUUACUGAGAGCGUUAUGGGAGAGCCAGAUUUGCUGUUGAUAUUUGGACCGAGAGUGCAGCUGAAGGGCUAUCCGCCAUGGCAAGUCAGAUUGACAGAGAUCUUCCAUUCCCCAGACACGUCAGGUGUGGGUUACCAGGCCUUCCUUCGCGGACUGCACAAGUACGCCAAGGCCCAAAUGCGCCUCGGACGGUAAAGAGCGCAAUCUUUCGGCCGAACCGAAACAUUCAGAAUACGGACUUCGCGAGACGCCUGAGCGUCUUUAAAUUAGGUGUUUUUGAUUGGUGCAACGGGGUUUCCUUUGGCAUUGUAUCGAUUGAAAGAUACCCAUUCACGCCGUGUCACUUGUGGCUAAACUUUUAAACAUACUGUUGUCGCGGCUUUUCCUUGCUGUAGUCUUCUCUUCGUUCAAAAGGGAUAGAAAAAGA